GAUCACAUUCAUGGAUUGUCUGGAGAAGUCGGCAACUUCUAUCACGAUUUGUUGAUCGGUGGGCUUCUGAAAGAUUUUUUUUUACUCUUUCCAUAGCUGCCACUAACUUGUCUCUUGCUGACACAACUUUGGGCUUGGGUGUGGAGUAUUUUUAGUGGUAACGCGUGUCCCAUUUUCACUUAAACUGGGGAGUCUUGACUGGUGAACCAUGUUUCAACCCACACCGAAGAGGUGUUUUACCAUUGAGUCUUUGGUAGCGAAGGAUAAUCCUUUGCCAGCGUCGAGAUCCGAAGAGCCCAUACGACCGGCGGCUCUCAGCUAUGCAAACUCAAGCCAGAUGAACCCAUUUUUAAACGGCUUUCAUUCCAAUGGCAGGGGCGUCUACUCAAACCCGGACUUGGUGUUCGCUGAAGCUGUUUCACAUCCUCCAAACUCCGCUGUCCCAGUCCAUUCAGUACCUCCUCCUCAUGCUCUGGCUGCUCACCCACUGUCGUCCUCGCACAGUCCUCACCCUCUUUUCGCAAGCCAGCAAAGGGACCCUUCAACUUUUUAUCCGUGGUUGAUACAUAGAUAUAGAUACUUGGGACACCGAUUUCAAGGAAACGAAACGAGUCCUGAAAGCUUCCUAUUGCACAAUGCACUGGCAAGAAAGCCCAAAAGGAUUCGGACAGCUUUUUCACCAUCACAGCUACUCCGGCUUGAACAUGCUUUCGAAAAAAAUCAUUACGUCGUCGGUGCGGAACGAAAACAGCUCGCUCACAGCCUUAGCCUCACAGAAACUCAGGUAAAAGUUUGGUUUCAGAAUCGAAGGACGAAGUUUAAGCGUCAGAAACUGGAGGAGGAAGGGUCGGAUUCACAACAGAAAAAGAAAGGAACUCAUCACAUAAACCGAUGGAGAAUGGCCACAAAACAAGGAAGCCCAGAGGAAAUUGACGUCACCUCAGACGAUUAAAAGACUUGAACUGUUUGAACCUUGGACAGCGGCGUGGCUUGAAGGAUGUCAUGGAUAAGGAUGCUCUGUACUGGCAGCGGGAGAGGGUAAAGCCAGUAUCACAUUUGAUUCUUCGAGAUCGGCAGCUUGAGGGUGAGAGAUCCUGUUGGUGGCACUGCUGCCACUAUACCCCUUGUAGGGAACUGUCAAUACUUUUCACGUUGCCAAGGCAAGGUGAUUGACAUGCAGGUAUUACAUGCAGCCCCCCCCAUUCCCUCCAUCACCACACUACCCGCACCACCUCAUCACCACUAUCAAAAAACAUAGCUCAAAUGCGCAUAGGACAUUUGCACUUCUGAGGGGGUUUUCUCUCAUUUUAUUUUUCCAAGACGUGGACCUUCCACUUCAAGAAACCAAAAUAUACAACUGUUUUUGUAAAACUUGAAUUGCAUGAUAGACCAAUGGAUUUUUUUUUUUUUUUUUUUUUUUUUUUGGUAGGUUAAUCAAUCUGACCUUUUUUUUUUUUUUUUCAAAGUAACUUUGUUUUGAUUCUAUUUUUAAUCUGAAAAAAAAAAUGUUGUGUGCUUCUUCCUUUUUUACAACAGUGUGCAGUCUUUGAAUUUAUGAUUCUCGUGUUAAAGUGAUUGUGAAAAGAGUAUGAAGUAGCAGUGCUGCGUUAUAGUGUUUUUAAGAAGUAAAACCGAUUUAAAACGAAACGCUAAACCACAGACAAUAGUAAUUAUAUGAAAUGUUUCCAUGACAUUCCUUAAAAUUGAAGCUUUACCAUGACUCCGUAAUCUUGGUGCGAAUAUAUUAUCGGGACUCGCCCCUCCUUAAAGAGUUGCCUCGAAGGAUUAAUGCAAGAAUUGACGGCCGCCUUGGCAGCAAAACUUCAAGCACUGAGCGUAUUCCAUGUAUAGAGAUACUAAAGCUAAUGUUUAUGUUAAAUCGUCUUUUAAAAGAAUGUAAAUAAUUUUGUGUUUGUGUUAAGUUUGCUACAAUUUUAACACAAAGUAUACUUCCAAGAAGUAUGUAAUUGUCAAUAUUUUGUCAAUAAAGUUUUAUCAUUAUGUUGCUCAGAAUAAAAUUACAGGCUUUUUGUUUUACAAAGGCCAAAAUGAAACUUUUGCCCGCUAGUGAAUGGUUUUGCAUGGCUGGUUUCAUCAUAGCACAAUCGUGUAUAGGCUGCACGGACAGUUGUAUUCUUUUGAUACGGUCUCUUGGUGUCACAUGCGAUGUAUCAGAAUUAUUGCUGUUGUAUGAAUGGAUUUGGCUAUUCCACCUGCUGUCUAAUUAAUCAGAGGAUAUACUAACUUUUGUAACCAGGGAAACCGACUCGUUAAAAUAUAGAAUGUUAAAAACAAUCUUGAGCUCGAUUUUUUUUUCUUCUUCCAGAGCGAAGCGCUUGUUUUUCUUUUUCUUGCCUCAUUUGCCUCUCAGUCUGAUAGACUGGCAUUAACCAGUGUUAUUGCCUUUGGUAGAAGAGGAGCGUCUGGUCUGUUCAAGCUACAAAGAGUCCUGCGAGCUUUUGUGAAAGUGCAAAUCAGUUUAGGCAAUUAUCAUACGAGUAAUAUGUGGGGGAAAGGGGAUGCAUUGCCCAGUGGUCCACUUUAAUCUGUUAAUCCGUGGAUCCAAGGGGGCCUGGUUGGACAUAAUUUAAUGCAAUCUGUCUACCUCUCACAAGCGAUAAGAGAAGGUUUGCAGUGUACCGCAAAAUAAGAGCUUUGUUUAAAAUCUUGUCGGCAGCCACGGCUGGAAUGUAUAGCCAGCGUUCCCAUUUCAUUUUUACAAAAUAAAUAAUAUGCUAUAAAAUGCAAAAAAAAAAAAAAAAAAAAAAAAAAAAAAAAAAAAAAAAAAAAAAAAAUCAUAAAUAAUAAUAAUAAUAAUAAUGAUAAUAAUUAAAAAAAAAAUGUAAAUAUAUGUUUUGAAAACAUAUGUCAAACCACACAUUAAAUCGUAUUUUUGCUUUCAUAUAAAAAAUACCAUGCACCGCAAUAAUUCGACAAUUUUAAGUAGAAUUGCAUGAAAUAAAUAUUAUGGCAUUAUCCAUUUAAAAAAAUAUUCUAAUAUCCCAAGAAAUACUUAAGGUAGAUCCUUCAUCACUCCUGACUAUUUUUCGUGUUUCCCCCAAUACUUUUACGCGUAGUUUGAUAAAGAGUAAAAUUUGG
This is a messenger RNA of Myxocyprinus asiaticus (Chinese sucker), 3099 nucleotides long. Its product is annotated as homeobox protein EMX2-like. Gene Ontology annotation, biological process: brain development; neuron differentiation; regulation of DNA-templated transcription. Gene Ontology annotation, molecular function: DNA-binding transcription factor activity, RNA polymerase II-specific; DNA binding. The coding region runs from base 209 to 952 and encodes 247 amino acids. The transcript has 3 exons. The record is from RefSeq and is a predicted model, not a curated record. Lineage: Eukaryota; Metazoa; Chordata; Actinopteri; Cypriniformes; Catostomidae.